Molecule: messenger RNA, 792 nt
Organism: Ophidiomyces ophidiicola
Lineage: Eukaryota; Fungi; Ascomycota; Eurotiomycetes; Onygenales; Onygenaceae
Gene: RRP40
Product: exosome non-catalytic core subunit rrp40
Exons: 1
Coding region: 1-792 (263 amino acids)
Biological process (GO): U4 snRNA 3'-end processing; exonucleolytic trimming to generate mature 3'-end of 5.8S rRNA from tricistronic rRNA transcript (SSU-rRNA, 5.8S rRNA, LSU-rRNA); TRAMP-dependent tRNA surveillance pathway
Cellular component (GO): nuclear exosome (RNase complex); cytoplasmic exosome (RNase complex)
Molecular function (GO): RNA binding
Source: RefSeq, a predicted model, not a curated record
AUGUCUUCGCGCUCCUUUCUGCUGCCGGGGGACUCUGUCUCAAACCCCCUCAGCGCCUCUGCCAAACUUGGCACCCACCUCCACAUUCUCCCUCCCGCGAACACCGCCGCCUCCGCUUCCGCCGCCUCCACAGUGACAAGCACUCAAACAGGCCUCCUGCUUUCCGACCCGAAACGAAACACACUCACCGUUCUUCCGUUUCCCAAUCGCCGAUAUAUAGCUCAACCCAAUGAUCUUGUAAUUGCCCAGAUCAGCCGGUCCAGCUCCGAUUUCUUCCUCUGCAGCCUCUCUCCGCAUACGCCGCAUGUUUACCUUGCACACCUUGCGUUUGAAGCUGCAACGCGGAAAACUCGCCCGCAGCUGAAAUCUGGAGAACUAGUUUACGCGCGUGUUAUGUCUGUUGGUGUUGGACCUGUGGCGGAGAUUGAGAUAUCGUGUGUCAAUCCUGCAACUGGGAAGGCAGAGCCUGGCGGGUUGGGUCCCUUGAAUGGCGGGAUGGUAUUUGACGUCUCUGUGGGCCUUGCGGAUAGGUUAAUGAUGACCGGAGGUAACAGUGGCUUAGUGGUGCUAGACGAACUAGGGAAAAAGCUCGAGUCACAUGGCGGCUUUGAGGUUGCUGUGGGUCGAAAUGGUAGAGUAUGGAUUGAUAGCUCUGCAGAUGGGAAAAUCGGAACCUCGAUAAUUGUUGCGGUUGGAAGAUGCCUGAGAGAGGCAGAUGAAAAGAAUAUCAGUGUGUCGGAGCAGAAAAAGUUUGUUUCAAAAGUUUUGAGGGAGAUGGAAUUGGGGACUUGA